Eutrema salsugineum is the source of this 474-nucleotide messenger RNA. RefSeq names its product S-protein homolog 4. The record is from RefSeq and is a predicted model, not a curated record. NCBI's taxonomy places the organism in Eukaryota, Viridiplantae, Streptophyta, Magnoliopsida, Brassicales, Brassicaceae. The transcript has a single exon. Bases 1 to 474 code for a protein of 157 amino acids.
AUGGCAGCAAUAAUCCAAAAAACACAAGUUUAUGUGGUGGCAAUAUCUCUACUCAUCCAAAUAGCUCUCUCACAAGUGGGAAACAUUGCUUCAUCAGAUGUUGAUCUUAAGUGGUCUACUCUUCAAUCACUAGUGAGGAUCACAAAUCGCCUCGGUGAUGGUUCGACGUUAAACCUCCAUUGUAAGUCCAAAGACGACAAUCUCGGCCUCCAAAUCGUAGCUCCGAAUGGCUCGUGGUCGUUCAAGUUUAGACCAAAUAUUUGGGGAUCGACAGUGUUUUCUUGUCAUUUCACAUGGCCUCGAGGACAUUCAACACAUUUUGAUAUAUACGAUGAUAGCAGAGAUGGUGUUCGUAAAGGUAUACCAUGUAUCUACUGUUUCUGGGAUAUAAGCAAAGAUGGGCCAUGCAGGUUCAACGAUGCAACUGAAGCCUUUGAUAUAUGUUAUUAUUGGAACGGGGAACGAAAGGAAUAA